AUGCUUUAUUUGCGCAGUGCUCGAGCGUUCAAGCCUGGACGCGUGGCGACGGAGGCGAGGAGAGCGAUCUCGGUGCAGUCAAUAUUGCACGGCUCUCCGCAGGCGAAGGAGGAGGGCGAUGUGCAGAUUCAGCAGCACUCUGGUGUGGUUGGUCGGGGGAAGUAUGUGCAUGGAUUUGAAGUCCACCGAGUGAAGCCGGACGCCGUUGAGGAUUACAAGAAGGCUGCCGAAAAGUACUAUGCGGCCAUCAAAGACGACCCCGAGCUACACGUCAAGUUGACAGGGUCAUGGGAAACUAUCAUCGGCGAGCAGGAUACAUUCUUCCAUAUCCUGGAGUAUGAGAAUUAUGGCGGCUUUGACAAGACAACCAAGAAAAUCCGAGAGUCCGACCAUAUUAAAGCAUUCCGAAAGAUGCUGCCGCACGUCAAAAGCCGCUCUUCUCAGCUGUGCCAAGAAUUUGCCGUCCUACCCACCGCGCCGCCCCAUUCUGAGGGUGGCAUCUUCGAGCUUCGGACAUAUCAGCUUAGCCCAGGCACCUUGCUACAAUGGGAGCAAAACUGGAGGAGGGGAUUGGAGGCUCGUCGAAAGUUUGUGGAGCCGGUCGGGGCGUGGUUCUCACAGGUUGGGCGAUUGCAUCAGGUCCACCACAUGUGGCAGUAUCGUGACCUCCAAGCCCGAAAGGAGACGCGCGAGAAGGCAUGGAAGCUGGAUGGAUGGGCGGAGACGGUGUCAAAGACGGCAGAAUAUUCGAGGUUGAUGGACGCCAUAAUUCUUGAACCGCUGCCGUACAGUCCCCUGAAGUGA
This is a messenger RNA of Laetiporus sulphureus 93-53, 804 nucleotides long. Its product is annotated as NIPSNAP-domain-containing protein. Gene Ontology annotation, cellular component: mitochondrion. Bases 1 to 804 code for a protein of 267 amino acids. The transcript has 9 exons. NCBI's taxonomy places the organism in Eukaryota, Fungi, Basidiomycota, Agaricomycetes, Polyporales, Laetiporaceae. The record is from RefSeq and is a predicted model, not a curated record.